CCUCUGGUCUCUGGAGACUGAGGGAUUGGAGGGGACUGGCACGGCGGUGAUCCACGCUGGGUCAGGGUCCGCGGACCUCUCAGGUCGUAUCCCGGGCGCUCGCGACCCGAUGACCCAGCUCCUGGCGCCUGCUGGCCUGCUUCAUGACCGGGAGAUGGCUGCUGUCUCCAACCGCGCGGAAUUGGGUGCGCCCUGGGGACCCGCGCGCCCCGAGCCCUCUCCCACCCGCUUCCACCAGGUACACGGUGCCAACAUCCGCGUGGACCUCUCCGGGACGCGGGCCACACGGGUGGAGAGCUUCGCCCACGGCGUGUGCUUCAGUCGCGAGCCGCUGGCCCCGGGCCAAGUAUUCCUGGUCGAGAUCGAGGAGAAAGAGCUGGGCUGGUGUGGGCACCUGCGCCUCGGCUUGACUGCGCUAGACCCGGCCAGUCUGGCCGCCGUACCCGAGUUUUCACUGCCCGACCUGGUCAGCCUCGGCCACACAUGGGUCUUCGCCAUCACGCGCCAUCACAACCGCGUGCCUCAAGAGGGCCGCCCAGAGACACACGCAGCGGCUCCCAGCCGACCCCCAACCCUCCUAGUGGAACCGUAUCUGUGCAUUGAGCAGUUUCGAAUACCCCGCGACCGCCUGGUGGGCCGCAGCCGGCCUGGGCUCUACAGCCACCUGUUGGACCAGCUCUAUGAGCUAAAUGUGCUGCCUCCAACUGCGCGCCGUAGCCGCCUGGGCGUUCUCUUCUGUCCGCGCCCGGAUGGCACGGCCGACAUGCACAUCGUCAUCAACGGCGAGGAUAUGGGCCCCAGCGCCCGGGGGCUGCCAGCCGCCCAGCCCCUCUACGCAGUGGUGGACGUGUUUGCCUCCACCAAGAGCGUGCGCCUAGUCCAGCUUGAGUAUGGCUUGCCAUCCCUGCAGACUCUGUGCCGCCUGGUGAUCCAGAGGAGCGUGGUGCACCGGUUGGCCAUUGACGGACUCCACCUGCCCGAAGGACUUAAGGAUUUCUGCAAGUAUGAGUGAAGGCCUGCAGCCCCCCUGGAGCAGGACCACAAGAGCGCGUCCUGGCCCCAGAGCUGUGGCUGGUCUGAAGCUGCCCACACUGCUGCCAGCCAGGACCAGAAAUAAAUACAGCUGAUGCUGACACUGA
This is a messenger RNA of Equus quagga, 1139 nucleotides long. RefSeq names its product neuralized E3 ubiquitin protein ligase 2 (gene NEURL2). The record is from RefSeq and is a predicted model, not a curated record. NCBI's taxonomy places the organism in Eukaryota, Metazoa, Chordata, Mammalia, Perissodactyla, Equidae. The transcript is spliced from 3 exons. Gene Ontology annotation, molecular function: ubiquitin protein ligase activity. Gene Ontology annotation, biological process: intracellular signal transduction. Bases 110 to 1012 code for a protein of 300 amino acids.